Molecule: messenger RNA, 8710 nt
Organism: Coffea eugenioides
Lineage: Eukaryota; Viridiplantae; Streptophyta; Magnoliopsida; Gentianales; Rubiaceae
Product: golgin subfamily A member 4
Exons: 10
Coding region: 232-8145 (2637 amino acids)
Source: RefSeq, a predicted model, not a curated record
CAAACGAUGCUUUGCGUUCGAUCUAAAAUUCCUCCACACUUCCAAACCAAACCAAACCAAACCAAAAUCCCUUCUACCCCCAAAAUCUGAAGAUAAAAAUAUCCCUAAGCCCAGUAGAAAAUCGAAUUCGUGAUUUCUCUCCAGGAUUCAAGCUCCAAAGCUACAAGAAGGCAAUGCUGAUGAAGAUGUAUUAACGAGAGAUUUUAAUCAAUCAGAGUGGAUCAAAAUCAGAUGGACAAAAAUAAUAAGAACAGGACCGAUCUACUCGCCGCCGGCCGUAAAAAGCUACAACAAUUCAGGCAGAAGAAAGAUGGUAAAGGGGGUAAAUCGUCUGGUAAGUCCAGCAAACCUGGACGUGAUGCAAACAGUGAUGCUGCAAAAUCUACAGCAACAUCUGACAAAGUUCUUGAUGAAGAAUUGUCAGUGUCUGAUGCUGGUGAAGUUAUUACUUCAUCGGAGUUGAAUCCUUUAAAUGAUCCGGUAGUGGUUGAUGAUAAUGUUUCUAUUGUUGAUCUGUCAUUGAAAGAUGGUGCUGGUGAAACAACUUUAGAAUUGGCAGAUGAGAAGCUGAGAUUGGAGGAUUCUAAACGUGAUGUUGAAGAUGCCAAAGUAUCAGUUCCAUUUGAAGGUGGAGGUGUUACUGAUGGCCAUGCAAAUGUUGAAUUUGUUGAUUCAAGAAGUUUGGGUAUUUUUGUAUCCGAUGAGAAAUCUACAUCCUGUAAAAUGCAAGGGCCUGUUGAUUUGUCAUCUGAAGUAGAGAGGAACGAGGAAGAGCAGGUAACAGAUGUAGGGGCCAUGCAGGAAGCUGGCAGUUCAGUUUCAAAGAAAACUGAUCCAGGUAGUGAGAUAUGGACUCAAAGAGUGGUUCCUGAUGCUGUAGUACAUGAAACUGAUCGAAGCACCCAACCAGAUGAUGUUGUUGCAAGUCCAAAUGUUCAAGAUGGGCAGAUCAGUGAUGCUUUUGGUUCAUCAAGUGAAAGUGCUCAAGUAGACAACAUUUACAAACAGGAUGCUGCAGAGGUUCUUCUCGGGUUCGAGGAUGAUGGCUUGGCAACUUCUUUCAGGAACAAUAUGCUGAAAUUGCCUUCUAGAUCAGAUGCAUGCUCAAUUAGCCUCUCACAACUUCAAGAGGUGAUGAACGGGCUUGAGAAUGAUCAAUUCAGAUUUGUGUUUUGUUCAAGAGAAUCUCUAUUUGAGAAGUUGACAAUUUCUCUGGGUUUGAAUGGUUCAGAAUUCUUUAGUUUUGUUGAAAAACUCAAACAAGAGUUGUAUCUUUCGAGUUUUGCAAGAGAUGCAAGUCAAAUGCAACUUUGUGAGCAGUUGGAACUUGAAAUGCAACUUCAUAAUCAAUUUGAGAAGCUGGUUGAUGAAUUAUCUGUAUCCAGUACUACAAUUCGUGAAGUUCAAGGACAGAAUGCAAUCCUUUCUGAAGAGCUGAAACAGUGUCGAUCUGAAUGUCACGAGUUUAGUUCUGAAAGGGAGAAACUCAGUCAACAAUUGCAUGCUUCAAAGGCUGAAGUUGAGGAAUUUUCAGCCCGAGUUGAUAACUUGCAGAAUAGGUUGGAAAUUUCAGGAGGCAAUAUGUCAAGCCUGGCAUCAGAGUUAGCUGACGGCAGGAAUUUAGUGGCAUCUUUGCAAGUCCAAAAUGAAAAUUUAAAUGGGAUGCUUAGUUUGGUGAUGGAGGAGAAAAUGAAAGUUGUUGAAGAUAAGGAGAAUUUCUUACAAGAGAAUAACAAGAUGGCAGCAGAGUUGGCCCAGAGCAAAGCUUCAUUGGCAUCACUGCAAUUGGCAAAUGUCAACUUAAGUGAGUGUCUUGCAUCAAUAAAAGAGGAGACGAGAAAGUUUGAUGAGGAAAAGGAGUUUCUUGCCUGUGAAAAUGGUAAAUUGCUCUCAGACUUGUCAGAUUCCAAUGCCUUGGUUCAGUCUCUGCAAGCUGAAAAUGCAAGUUUGAGUGGCCUCCUUGCUGCUUUAGAGGAUGAGAAAAGAAAGCUACAUGUGGCACAAGAAUAUUUGGUCCAGGAGAACGAGAAGCUAGCAUUGAAUAUUGUUGACAGCAGGAUUCUAGUAGAUGGCCUUCAGAUGGAGUUGUCAGACAUAACUGGAAGUCUUGCAUCAUUGAUUGAGGAGAGGAACAAGCUUGAGGAAGAGAAGCAACAUCUUUCAAGCAAGAAUGAGAGUGGAUCACGUGAGCUGCUGGAGUCUAAGAGUGUAUUAGCAGGCUUGCAGAUAGAAUUCAGCAAGGCCAUAAGAGACCUAGAAGAAGCGAACUUGCAUGUUGAAAAACUCAGCCAGGAAAAUGUACUUUUGAGAACAAAUAUUGAGCUGCAUAUUGCUGAGAUGUCUAGUCCUGAGGAUACUGCUUAUCAAGUAAAAGAUACCGGUGGACAGAUCAUAGCUAGUGAUGAUAUUUCAUCUCAAAUUCCAAGGACUGAAGAAAGUCAAACUGCAAUCUCAGAGUUCAGAAGGACCUCAUCUGAAAGUGCUCCUCAUGGAUCACUUCCUAGACAGAUUGUUAUGGGUGAUCCUGAUGUGUCAUCGGGGUCAGCAUUUUGGAAAAUGCACCUGGAGGCAAAUGAAGUACUGCAAAAACUUGAGAAUGCAAUUGAAGGCAUGCACUCAAUUUUGGCUUCCUUAAGUAGUUCAAGCGGUAAAUAUGUUCAGUCAGGAGUAUCAAAACUUAUUCAAGCUUUUGAAACAAAAACUCAUGCUGAUGACGAUGAAAUAGAUGAAGUGCCAUCAUCUGAAAGUGCAGAAACUAGGCAUCUAUUCAUGCAAGCUAAACAACAAACAAAAAGCCUGCAAGUUGUUCUUAAGCAGAUGCUUCUGCUAGCUGAAAGUGCCAGUAAAUCUUUUGAAGGCGAGAGAAAGAGUAGAAUAUCUGCUGAGUUUUUGAACACACAGCUUGUGGCUUCCUGUGAGUCCUUGAAGAGUCAUUGUAUCCAUUUCGAAGCAGAAAACAUUGAGCUUGUGGUUCUAUGUGAAGCUCUAAAGCAGCAUAUCUGCAACUCUAAAACUAGUAUUUCCGAUAAUAUUCAGCUUAAAGACAAGGUGGGGAGCUUGGAAGCCAAAAUUAGUGAAUUCCAGAGCAAUUUGGAUGAGAUAUGCGAAAGUUCGGAUCAAAUGGUUUCUUCUUUCUUUAAUCAAGUUGAAAUGCUUCAGAAGGAAGUUGGUGAUAGGGGAUUGCUAAUUGACAAGGAAUGGAACUCUUUUGUUGAUCAGAUAGUUGUGGAAGUCAGGAAGCUUGAUAUGUCAAUUGAGACCUUAUGUUCCUUUACUUUGUCAAAUGACUGCCAAAAAAAUCUUGAUGUAGGUAGUAGGAUUGCUGCUUCGGUUAAUGCUGCCAUUAAAGCAAUUGAAGGUCUGCACGAACAGCUCAAGUGCACUGAGAGAGACCAUCAAGCUAUUUUGAGUGCUUACUCCGAAUUGAAUAUGAAGUUCAACAAUCUGCAAGAAAAAAAUGAACUUUUUAUCAAUGUUUUGGACAAGAACUACCGAAAGCUCAGGAGGGUUGUUGAAUCAUGUGGUCAUGUGGAAGGAACAACAACGGGCGUAAAUAAUGAGAACCUACUAGAUCCUGGUCUUUUCAAUGACCUUUUGGAAAAGAUGCUUGAUGAAAAAUUGCUACUUAAAUCUGCUAAUGACAAGCUCAAUUCACAUCUGGUGGAUCAAGUAAGAGAAAUUGAUGAACUGAAAAGAAGAUCUUUCCAUCUAGAUGCUAUUCUAGAAUUGUUUCAGAAUGUUAAAGAAGAAUUUAUGUUGGGUAGCUUCAAUGUGAAUAUUGCUGAUCCUGUGCCAGGCCUAGAGUCUUUUGUCUACAUUCUCAUUCAGAAAUACAAGGAAGCUAAGGAGCAGGUAAGCCUGGCCCAGGAAAAGCCUGAUUUGAAUGAGCUGCAGUUGGGUUAUUUUCAGGAAGAGCUGGAUUACUUGACUUUCAUACUUGUUCAAUAUGAAAAUGAAAACCUUGUUUUGAAAGAAAGUUGGAAGACUGUCAACAAGGAUAUUCCUGCUUUUCAAGCAGAACUAUUGGAGAGAAUUGCUGAACUAGAACAGUCAGAGCAUCGGGUUUCAUCUCUUAGGGAGAAGCUCAGCAUAGCUGUUACAAAGGGGAAGGGUUUGAUUGUGCAGCGUGACAAUCUCAAGCAAUCCCUUGCAGUGACAUCUAAUCAAUUGGAAAAAUGCUCACAGGAUUUGCAGUUAAAAGAUGUUGUGAUUCAUGAGCUUGAAACAAAACUUCAGAAUUAUUCUGAGGCUGGUGAGCGCAUGGAAGCCCUAAAAUCUGAGCUCGCAUACAUCCGUAAUUCUGCUACUGCAUUGCGAGAAUCAUUUCUUCUUAAGGAUUCUAUUCUUCAGAGAAUUGAAGAGAUUUUAGAAGAUCUUGAACUGCCUGAGCACUUUCACUCCAGAGAUAUCAUUGAAAAGGUUGAUUGGUUAGCCAAGUCAAUCACUGCAAACACACCUCCUCCUACUGAUUGGGAUCAGAAAAGCCCUGUUGGAGGAGAGUGCUAUUCUGAGAGUGGAUUUGCAAGUGUUGAUGGCUGGAAAGAAGAGACACAACCAAAUCAAGAUUUGGCUGAUGACUUCAGAAGAAGAUAUGAAGAGCUCCAAGGUAAGUUUUAUGGGCUGGCAGAGCAUAAUGAGAUGCUUGAACAAUCUUUAAUAGAAAGGAACAACCUUGUGCAGCGGUGGGAGGAUAUUCUUGGAAAGAUUGAAAUGCCUCUACAGUUGCGGUCAUUGGAGCCAGAGGAUAGGAUUCAAUGGUUGGGAGGUGCUCUUUUGGAUGCUCAGAACCAUUGUAAAUCUCUCCAGCAGAGGAUUGACUACUUGGAUGCACUUAAUGGAUCAUUAACUGGUGAUCUGGAAGAGUCACAGAGUAGGAUUUCUGAACUUGAAUCAGCUUACCAUUCUAUUAUUGUGGAGAAAGAGUGUCUUCUGAAGAAUUUGGAAACUAUUACUGAUGAUUAUUAUGAAAGCUCAGAGAAGGCAUCACAGUUGGAAAUUGAAAAUGAGAAGCUGCUGAAGCAAGUGACUUGUUUGCAAGAGAAAUUGGAUCAGAAGCUUGUAGAUGAGGAGCAUUUAAAUCAUGUUGAAGCUGAGCUGAGAAGAUUGCAGGAUUUGAUUCAUAAUGUUCUUCAGGAUUCUGUCACAGAUGAUUUAGAAUUUGGUUCCAACAAUAUGGAAUAUCUGGAACAUUUGCUGAGAAAACUUAUUGACAAAUAUUCAACGCUUUUGGUUGGUAAUCUGGUUGCUGAUGGGCAUGUCAAUGAAAAGGCUAGUGUUACUGAUCAUGAAGAGCAAACUAGAGAUUCUGGAGUAACUGAGGAUGUAGCAGCCCUCAACAAAAAGCUGGAGGAUACGCUGGCUGAAGUGGUACAUUUGAAGGAGGAGAGAGACAGUUACUCGGAGAAGAAUCAGAAUUUGGUUACUGAAGUUGAAGAAUUGGAUGCAAAAAGGAAAGAACUGCAGGAGCUUCUUAAUCAUGAAGAACAGAAGUCAGCUUCUUUAAGAGAGAAAUUAAACAUUGCCGUCAAAAAGGGAAAGUCUUUGGUUCAACAGAGAGACAAUCUGAAACAAAUAAUUGAUGAAGUAAAUGCUGAGGUUGACCGACUUAAAUUUGAGGUCAGUCAGCGUGAAAAUUCUAUUGCUGAAUAUGAGCAGAGAAUCAUGAACUUGUCUAUGAGCCAUGAAAGGAUAAAAAAUGUUGAAGCAGAGUGUGCGUCCCUGAGGGACCGUUUAUCAGACAGUGAACACUGCCUGCAUGAGAAAGAAUAUAUGUUGAGCCUGAUAUUGGAAAGUUUGAAGGUUAUUGAUGUUGGUUUUGACUCUGGAAAUCCUGUUCAAAAGCUUGAAGCAAUUGGAAAAAAAUACCUUGAUUUAAAUGCUGCUUUGGAUUCUUCUUUGCAAGAAUCGCGGAAAUCUAAAAGAGCAGCUGAGCUACUGCUUGCAGAGUUAAAUGAGGUUCAAGAAAGAAAUGAUGCCCUUCAAGAAGAUCUUGCGAAGGUUGCUAGGGAGCUAUCAGAAGUUUCUCGAGAGAAGGAGUUCUCUGAAGCUGCAAAAUUUGAAGCUCUUGCACAUGUUGAGAAGUUGUCUGCUGUUCAAUCUGAAGAAAAGGACCACCUCUUGGCUGAAGUCUCAAUCUUAAGGUCUAGUGUGGAUCAAAUGCAGGAGGAGAUUUCUACUGUUAAUAGUUCACUUGCUGAAGUUCUCUCCAAGGAUUUGGAGAUUCUGCAAAAUCUGGAGGCGAGCAUUAAGUCAUGCCUAGAAUCACCUAGUGCUCCUAGCACAGAUGCAAGGUCAGCUAUUGAUGCUUUUGCUGGGAUAGCUGUUGGUGAUUCGGGCAGUAUAACCUUCCCUAAAUCUCAAAACAAGGUUCCUACAACAGAAAUUGGUUUUAUUAAAGAACUAUUGCAGAGACACCACAACUCAAUACAGGAACAAGCCAGCCAUAUAUUUGAAAUAGUUAAGGGUUUAUACACUGAGGUUUCCUCUCUAAAAGAGUCCUCUGAAUAUGGUGAGAGAAAUCUUCACCAGAUAAAAUCCAUUUUGAAGGACAAAGAUUCGGAGUUGUUUGUUGCACAUAGGAAUAUUUCAUUGCUUUAUGAAGCGUGCACUCUUUCAAUUGUGGAGAUUGAGAACAGGAAAUCUCAGCAGGAUGGGAUUGAUUUCUCUUCCAAGGCUCCAUGGGUUGACUUGAAUUCUCAAACUUCUGUUGGAGGAAAUACUUCUACUGAAGAGAAUAUUCUGUCUUCCGAGGAAGUUAUUAUGUCAGUGAGAGAGAAAUUGUUCUCUGUUGUAAAGGAUCUCAUCAGUAGGCAAAAUGAGAUUUUAGAAGAUAGACAAAUGGAAUGGAAGACUAUUGUAAGUAACUUGCAGAAAGAACUUCAUGAGAAGGAUAUCCAGCGAGAGAGAAUAAGUACUGAGCUUGUUAGUCAGAUCAAGGAUGCUGAAGUCAUAGCAAAGAAUUACUUGCAAGAUCUUCGAUCUGCAACAACUAAGGCAGAUGAUCUGCAGAUUCAGGUAAAUGGCAUGGAGGAGGAGCAUAGUAUGUUGAAGAAAAGAGUCAAAGAAUUAGAAUAUCAGGAAACUGUCUCUGCAGACUUGCAGCAGAGAGUUGCCUCACUGACAGAUGCCCUGGCUGCGAAAGAUCAAGAAAUUGAGGCACUCAUGCAAGCACUUGAUGAGGAGGAGUCUCAGAUGGAAGGCCUUUCUAACAAAAUUCUGGAGCUAGAAAGUGAUUUGCAGAAAAAGAAUCAAGACUUGGAGAACCUUGAAGCUUCUCGAGGAAGGGUUUUGAAGAAGCUUUCUGUCACUGUCAGCAAGUUUGAUGAGCUUCAUCAUCUAUCAGAAAACCUUCUCUCUGAGGUUGAGAAGCUUCAGUUGCAAUUACAAGAACGGGAUGGAGAGAUAUCUUUCUUAAGGCAAGAAGUUACUAGGUGCACCAAUGAAGCACUUACAGCAACCCAGAUGAGCAACAAAAGGAACCCUGAUGAAGUCCUUGAACUCUUGACAUGGCUAGACACGACAGUUUCUCGAGUUCAGGUGCGGGACAUGCCUUCUAGUGAUGCUGAGACUAACCAAGUUCGUGAACACAAAGAGCUACUGCAAAAGCAGAUUGAAUCCAUUGUAUCAGAGUUGGAGGAACUUCGGACAGUGGCGCAAAAUAGAGAAUUGUUGUUGAAAGGAGAGAGGAGUAGAGUAGAAGAAUUGAUCCGGAAAGUAGAGUUUCUUGAAAAUGCACUGCUUGAGAAAGAUUCUCAAUUAACCAUGGUUAGACAUGUAGGCGAUUCAGGACAGGCAACAAGUCCAAAAUCUGAAAUUGUGGAAGUUGAAUCAUUGAUUAACAAAAGGGCUGGAAGCGCUGCCCCUCAAGUUCGAGGUGGACGCAAAACCAAUAGUGAUCAAGUUGCUAUUGCUAUAGAUAUGGAUCCUGUUAGUGGGAUAGAGGAUGAUGAUGAUGACAAAGCUCAUGGAUUCAAGUCGCUAACCACAUCAAGAAUUGUGCCUCGAUUUACAAGACCAGUAUCUGAUAUGAUUGACGGCUUAUGGAUGUCAUGUGAUCGGACACUAAUGCGGCAACCUACUUUGCGCCUUGGUGUUAUUAUCUAUUGGGCUAUACUACACGCUCUUCUUGCCACAUAUGUUGUUUAAAGAAGCUUGCAGUUCUGUUUUUAUUGCAUUCUGUAACUCCGUCCUUCACUGGAAGGAUCAUCAUUGUGCUCAGAUGGAAGCUGCAUCUGGAUUCGCAUUGAUUAUUUCCUCAAGCUUGUCUGUUUUAUAUGAGGUUCCUCAGCUUAGAUGUGGUGAAUUCAUUCAUUAUUUUGCUCCAUCAGUAAACUGUGGUUUCCCAUAUUUUACCGUAAAUCACAGAUUACUUGGUGUCAAUAACAGAGAGAAUAGCAUUUUUAGGGUAUAGUUUUAAAAUUCUCUCAGUGAACCCAAUUGAAGGUCAUAGGUUGUUUGCCUUGAUCAAGUAUUGUAUACAAUCAAGUAUUGUAGCAUGGAUUGUCCUUAAUUUUUGUUAGAUAUGGAGGUACAUGUGAUAUGUAGGUCAAGCGAGAGAACUUUUCCAUAGGUAAUAUAUACAGUCUUCCUUUGACAACAAAUGUUUAUAAGCAAUGUCAGUGACCAAGAUCUAUUCCUUUUGGGGACUUGCAUGAUUAAAGCUGGUCGGAUAUACAAGAAAUGUGUCAUUUAUGUAUUAUAUUAUUCCUUA